AACUGAACAAAGGAAAUGGCGGCCACACCAAAAGCAACCGGCUCGGCCGGUGCUGCCGCCGCGGAGACUGGGAAACGUUCCCUAAAAUGGCGGACAGCGCGAACGCAGGCGCGGGCCGGGCUGGCCGAGGCGGGGUGGGGCGGGGCGUCCGCUCACGGCGGCCAGCGGCGGCGACGGGGCGGGGUGGAGGCGCCGACUGUCCCCAUGGCGGCUGCGCCGGAGGCCGGGGAGCCCGGGGAGCCCGGGAAGGGGAAGCCCUUUAAGCUCCUAGGAAUUUUAGAUGUUGAAAACGUCCCCUGUGCACGGGAUUCGAUAUUGUAUGGCUCGUUAGGAUCUGUUGUGGCUGGCCUUGGACACUUUUUGUUAACUAGUAGAAUUAGAAGAUCAUGUGACGUUGGAAUAGGAGGAUUUAUCUUGGUGACUUUAGGAUGCUGGUUCCAUUGUAGGUAUAAUUAUGCAAAGCUAAGAAUCCAGGAAAGACUUGCCAGAGAAGGAAUUAAAAACAAGAUUUUAUAUGAAAGUACCCACCUUGAUCCUGAAAGAAAACAAACCAACAGCACCAGCAGCAGCAAUUGAGCAGUCUUGAGCACAGAAAACCCAGAUACAACUCACUUCGGUGGGAACAAAGCCGAGAUCAACUAUAGAAAGCAUUUUAUAUACCAUAAGGCUUUCAACCAAGUAAAUAAAGUAUGUUAAGUUGUAGUCUUUUUUACAUGUGUAUGAAUAUUUACAAACUUAUUCUGGCCCUAUAUCUACUGUCAGUAUAGCACACAGUGGACUCACACUUAAAAUAAACCUCGUGUUUAACAUGCUUAGAAAAGUUUCCUUAUAGUAAGUAGUGAGUACACCUGACGUUUCAAGAAAUAAAAUCUCAGUUCGAUGUUAAAACUUGCCUUGAAAACAAAAAUCACAACUGUAUUACUGUACCCUGUUAAAAAUGAGGGGAUACUUUCUGAUUUCUAAAGCCAGUGAUGUUAUAUCAGACUUAAAACUAAUGGGUCACUUUGCAAUUGUUAUUUUAAAAAUGUACCCAUUGCUUGAUCCUAUUCUUCCACUUCAACAGGUGAGUCAUCUCUCAGAAAGGAAAGGUGGUUUUUAGGUGCUCUAAAUAUUUUUUUGGUGUAUGCAGGGUUUUUAUUUUUAAGUAGAACUUAAAUAUGUACAUGGCACACGUAAAAAUAUUUUCAGAAACUUGUUUGGUGCAAAGGAAAAUACUGCAGAAUUACACACAUAUUGUUCUAUUAAUGUAAAGACAUUUAUAAUUCAAUUGGCUGCCAUUUAAAAAAAGCACCCAACACCCAACUAAGUCCACAGCAUUUACUCAUUCAUUCAUCAUUUUUGGUUUAGUAAAUAUCAACAUUACUUAAAACACAGGCUUAGAGACCUUUCUGGUUAAGGAAUGGUAAGUAUGAAAGAAGACACCAGUGGAUAGGAUUAUGGCAUUAUUACUGGUCCUACUGAUUAUCACGGGUGAGCUAAACAGAUCAAGGAAGAGAUGUUUUGAAACUUUAUUUUGUUCUAAAUCCGUUUUCAGGAUAGGUAGGGGCCUGCUCCAGUUCACAAGAGCAGGUAGCAUUUUCCCUCCCAUGCUCACCUUUUUAUGGCUGUCAUUAUGAGGGUUAGGGUACACAAGCUAUAUGGUUUACCAAAUGCCCUAUCAUGAGUGACACUGUCAAGCAUAUAUGUUCUAAGAGAUUGUUAUUGAUCCUAAUCAUCUGGCAGCCACCAAAGGAAAGACUUGGACAUUAACAAGGGAAGGUUAUUAGAAAAGAGAAGCAAGUUUUUGCAAGAUCAUCUGCCUGCUGUUACUGACACAAAUCGAAGCUGAGUGCAGUCUAUAUUAUUCAAAUUGAUCUUAAACAAUUAUGUUAAAAACUCCAUGUGACAGUCAGUCAUGUUUUAAAAGGCAUGAGUUGGGGUGGGGUGGAGGAAUUGAUAAGUACUAAUCAAAUUUGAUAUUUAACAAACUGUGCAGGCCACUUAUGUUCUCAGCUUCAGUUUGAUAAUAUGUAACAUAUGAAAUCAGGCAAAUGGAUCAAGUAAGUCAAGUCCCUUCCAGCUCUAGCACACUAUUAUUACAUCUUACCCUGAGUAAGAGAAAAAUCUCUCAGCUGGUAAAAAUUUCCAAGGCCUUCAGUAAUAACAAGGUUAGUUCAUUUUCACAGCAGAAUGACUGCAUAAAUUGGAGAC
Physeter macrocephalus (sperm whale) is the source of this 2190-nucleotide messenger RNA. RefSeq names its product cytochrome c oxidase assembly factor COX20 (gene COX20). Gene Ontology annotation, biological process: mitochondrial respiratory chain complex IV assembly. Gene Ontology annotation, cellular component: mitochondrial inner membrane; mitochondrion. NCBI's taxonomy places the organism in Eukaryota, Metazoa, Chordata, Mammalia, Artiodactyla, Physeteridae. The record is from RefSeq and is a predicted model, not a curated record.